GGGGGGGGGAAAGAGGAAAAUCGAGCAGCGGGCCUCCCUCUGGUCUCGCGCUGCCUGGCGGGGUUCUUGUCAGUUAGCAACAAAAUGGCCGCGGUGGCAGCAGCUCUGCUCCUGAGGACGGUGGUGGCGGUGGCGGCAGUAGCAGCGAGGAGGAGCGGGGGCCCGGCACCGCCUGCCUGCUAGAGAGAGAGCGCGAGACGCUGCAGCCCCAGCCUCCCCGCCACAGAGAGACUUUGCCUGAGACGCUGCUGCUGCAGCCCCCUGGGGAGACGUUGCUGCCUCAGCCUCCCCCCGGGGCGCAAGACUCCUGGAUCCCCCCCCGCCCCCAGUGAGAAGCUCCGCUGCGGCAGCUUCCAGCCUGGUCCUGAGAGACGCUGCUGGAUCCCUCUGGAGGAGACGGAGAGACCCCGCUGGAUCUCCCCUCGUUCUCCUCUUGCUACUGGAUCCUCCGCGAGAGACGCUCUGCUGGAUUCCCCUCGCCCCAUUGGGUCCCCCCUGUGAGAGAUCCUUCUGCUUGGAUCCCCCAUAAGAGAGACUGCUGGAUCCUCCCCCUGUGAGUGACUGCUGGAGCCUCCCCCCCCCCGUCCUUCUCCCCGUGAGAGAGACUUCAUUGGAUCCUCCUCCUGCCUGGAUCCCCAUAUGAGAGACUCUGUUGGAUCCUCCUGUGGCUCCAUAUUUUGGAGGGGGAGCCCUCUUUUAACCCGUUUGUGGGAUCCACUUUUUCCUUUUAAUUUGCACUUUUUGAAGCCUCAGAUGCUCCUCCAUGUGGACUGAGAAUCCAUCAACACAAACAAGAAAUAAACUCUCCCUGAUCCACUCCAGAUCCUGAAUUCCUGGGUUUUUGCUGCAACUCGAAAGCAAAUGUGUAUUUGAAACAAAAUUCGGGUGCAAAAGUCUAGCUAGGGACGUCUUUCCCCUUUCUCCACUGGAAAUCAAAAGCUUGUUUUGGAAUUGAACCUGUUUCUCCUGCACUUGGGCUGGAUAACACUGAAGCUCUUUGCUCUUCUGCUUGGAUACUGUUUUCUUGUUGACUUGUUUUUCUUCUCUUCUGUGGCAGGUUGUGGGGGGAGUUGCUUUUUGUUUUUGUUUUUGUUUUAGUUCGGGGAGGGAACUGAAUCUUUUUUUUCUGGCCGUGUGAGAUUUUUUUUUCCUAUUCAGAUUCGUGAAAUUACGGGUAUUUUUUAAAAAAGCAUUAAAAUAAGCAAGAAGCACGUCAGAGAGACCACACGCUAGACGAAAUACUCACUUGUUUCAUUAUAGAAAGACUGAGUCGAAAGCUGCCAAAGAGCCCCUGAAGGAAAAGAAAAGGGAGAAAGAACAAGAAAUUCAAGAAGAGGAACAUUUGAUGGAAGAAAAGAAAAAGAAAAAGCAGGAAGAAAAGAAAAAGAAGGAAGGUGCUCAGAAAAAGGCUGCUGAACAAAAAACCAAAGUGCCAGAACCUAUUAAGACCAGUUUAAGCCAGCCCCAGCCUGCCGGUACCGGUACCAGUACUUCCACCAGCACUAUUACCAACAGCAGCAAUGGCAAGCGUGCAUCUGCUAAUGGACAGCAGCCAGCUGCAUCCCGUUACCUGCCUCGUGAGGUGCCUCCACGCUUCCGCCAGCAAGAACAGAAGCAGCUCUUAAAGAGAGGUCAGCCACUGCCUACCGGGACUCUGACUGGCGCAAGCCCACCACAAGGUACAGGACAAGCAGGGGCAAGUCCUCCUCCACAGCUAGGAGCAGGUGGACAGCAUCAUCCCAGUAAGACCCAAACCCAAACAGAUCUUAGUCACAGUAGUUUGGGAGACCAUUAUGAAAAUUCCCACUGGGGACAGCAGCCCACUUUCAGAAGUGAAGUCAACUGCAGCUGGGAUAAAGUGAUAAUAGACAGGACUGACAAGGAAGCGUGGCCUUCCAUUACAGGAACUGAGACUGAAUCUGCUUCAGAAUGUACUACAGAAACUGACUCUGCCUCCAACUGUGGCUCAGAGAACAGUAGCAUGGCUACAGGGAGUGCCCAAGGCAACUUCACUGGACAUACAAAGAAAACUAAUGGCAAUAAUGGCACCAAUGGAGCACUCAUCCAAAGCACUUCUAACCAGAGUGCCCUUGGAGCUGGUGGAGCAAAUGGUAAUGGAAACUCAGCCAGAGUGUGGGGUGUGGCCACAGGCUCCAACUCUGGCUUAGCUCACUGCUCUGCCAGUGGUGGGGAUGGAAAGAUGGACAACAUGAUUGCAGAUGGUAGAAGUCAAAACUGCUGGGGUGCUUCCAACUCAAAUGCUGGCAUUAAUCUUAACCUUAACCCUAAUGCCAAUCCAGCUGCCUGGCCUGUACUCGGACAUGAAGGAACUGUGGGAGCAGGCAACCCUUCCAGUAUUUGUAGUCCAGUCAGUGCCAUAGGUCAGAAUAUGGGCAACCAGAAUGGUAACCCAACAGGCACCUUAGGUGCUUGGGGAAACUUGCUGCCGCAAGAGAGCACAGAACCACAAACGUCCACUUCUCAGAAUGUGUCUUUCAGCGUACAACCUCAGAACCUUAACACUGAUGGACCAAAUAACACUAACCCCAUGAACUCUUCACCAAACCCUAUCAAUGCAAUGCAGACUAAUGGACUGCCAAACUGGGGGAUGGCUGUUGGUAUGGGGGCCAUCAUCUCGCCCCACCUGCAAGGCCUUCCUGGUGCUAAUGGAACAUCAGUUUCUCAAGUCAGUGGGGGCAAUGGUGAAGGAAUGGGUAGUUCAGUAUGGGGAAUAUCCCCAGGUAAUCCUGCCACAGGAAACAGCAAUUCUGGGUUCAGUCAGGGGAAUGGAGACACUGUGAACUCAGCAUUAAGUGCUAAACAGAAUGGAUCCAGCAGUGCUGUGCAAAAGGAAGGAAAUGGAGCAAGUGCAUGGGAUUCAGGACCUCCUGCUGGUCCUGGGGUACUAGCAUGGGGCAGGGGCAGUGGCAACAGUAGCGUUGGUAGCAUGCAUUCUGGAGCUUGGGGCCACCCCAACCGUAACACCAGUAAUGGUGUUAAUGGUGAAUGGGGCAAGCCCCCAAAUCAGCAUUCCAAUAGUGACAUCAGUGGUAAAGGAUCAGCAGGGUGGGAUAGCCCUAGUGUUACCAGCCAGAAUCCUGCCAUGCAGCAGGGCAAUGAACAAAUAAACUCUUGGGCCAAAGCUGCAGCAUCUGUCACCACAGCUAGUGAAGAAAGUAAUGACAGUGGUGGAGGUCAAAAUGAGGGCAACACUGGGAGAGAAGGAGCAGGAGAGGCCAGAAGGAGAGACAAAGGGGUGAUAGACCAAGGGCAAGUCCAGUUGCCAAGGAAUGACCUUGACCCAAGAGUCCUGUCCAAUACCGGUUGGGGACAGACUCCUGUAAAGCAAAACACUGCCUGGGAAUUUGAAGAAUCCCCAAGGUCUGAACGAAAGAAUGACAAUGGAACGGAGGCCUGGGGUUGUACAGCUUCUCAGUCUUCAAACUCAGGGGGGAAGAAUGAUGGGUCCAUCAUGAACAGUACAAAUACCUCUUCAGUAUCUGGGUGGGUCAACUCUCCACCCUCAUCUGUUCCAACAAAUACAGGUUGGGGAGACAACAACAACAAAGCGCCAAACGGCCCAGGGGGAUGGGGAGAAUCAGCUAGCUCUACUGCUGUCAAUGCUGCUGCUGCUGCUACUGCUGCCAAAAGUGGCCACGCUUGGAGUGGGACCGCAAAUCAGGAGGACAAAUCACCUACAUGGGGUGAACCUCAGAAACCCAAAUCUCAAAAUUGGGGAGAUGGACAGAAAUCAAAUCCAGGCUGGACUUCAGGAGGUGGAGAUUGGACUGAGUCAUCAUCUGUACCUGGACACUUGGCUGAGGGGAAGAAGAAUGGAUCUGGAUGGGAUGCUGACAAUAGAUCAGGGUCAGGUUGGAAUGAUACUACAAGGUCUGGGACCAGUGGAUGGGGAAAUGGCACAAACACCAAGGCUAAUACAGGUACAAGUUGGGGAGAAUCUCUAAAACCUAGCCCUCAACAGAAUUGGGCUAGUAAACCCCAGGACAACAGUGUGAGCAACUGGGGAGGAGCAGCUUCUGUUAAACAGACUGGGUCAGGAUGGGUUGGUGGGCCAGUGCCACCCAAACAAAAAGAUAGCAGUGAGGCAACUGGCUGGGAAGAGCCUUCUCCACCAUCCAUUCGCCGUAAGAUGGAAAUUGAUGAUGGUACCUCAGCUUGGGGCGAUCCAAACUACAACAACAACAAGACUGUAAACAUGUGGGAUAGAAACAACCCUGUAAUUCAGAGCAGUACCACAACCAACACCACCACUACUACCACCAUUAUCAACACAAAUAUGGUUGAACCUCAGCCAUCGCACCAGUCAAGUGCCCAGCCGAACCGGUCCCCGCUGCUUGGUCCAGCAGGCUGGGGAGAAAUGCCUACUGUCCACGCAAAGACUGAAUCUUCUUGGGGAGAGCCUUCAUCCCCUUCUGCUGCAGUUGAUAAUGGCACUUCAGCAUGGGGGAAACCCCCCAGCAGUGGUACAGGGUGGGGAGAUAAUUCUGCCGAGUCAGCAGGGACCUACGGAAGAGCGAAUGCUCCAGCUGCUGCCCCAGCACUGUGCAAGCCAGCUUCUAAAUCUAUGCAAGAAGGCUGGGGCAGUGGUGGGGAUGAAGUGAACCUCAGUACUAGUCAGUGGGAAGAUGAAGAAGGAGAUAUGUGGAAUAAUACUGCUUCACAAGAGAGUAACUCCUCCUGUAAUUCAUGGGGGAAUGCCCCAAAGAAAGGACUUCAAAAGGGCAUGAAGACAUCUAGUAAGCAAGAUGAGGCCUGGAUCAUGAACCGUCUGAUAAAACAGCUCACAGACAUGGGCUUCCCAAGAGAGCCAGCAGAAGAGGCCUUGAAGAGCAACAAUAUGAAUCUCGAUCAGGCCAUGAGUGCUCUGCUGGAAAAGAAGGUGGAAAUGGACAAGCGUGGAAUGGGAGUGACCGACUAUAAUGGAAUGGUCACCAAACCCCUUGGCUGCCGCCCACCAUCAAUCUCCAAAGAGUCUUCCAUGGACCGCCCCACCUUCCUCGACAAGGAUGGCGGCCUAGUGGAAGAGCCCACUACUUCACCAUUUUUGCCUUCACCAAGCCUGAAGCUCCCCCUUUCAAACAGUGCACUCCCUAAUCAGACCCUGGGCGGGAUUGCCUCAGGGCUGGGCAUGCAAAACUUGAAUUCUUCUAGACAGAUACCGAGUGGCAAUCUGGGUAUGUUUGGCAAUAGCGGAGCAGCACAAGCCAGGACCAUGCAACAGCCGCAGCAACCGCCAGUGCAACCUCUUAACUCAUCCCAGCCUAGUCUUCGUGCUCAAGUGCCUCAGUUUCUAUCCCCUCAGGUUCAAGCACAGCUUUUGCAGUUUGCAGCAAAAAACAUUGGUCUCAACCCUGCACUAUUAACCUCGCCAAUUAAUCCUCAGCAUAUGACGAUGUUGAACCAGCUCUAUCAGCUGCAGCUGGCGUACCAACGUUUACAAAUCCAGCAGCAGAUGUUACAGGCUCAGCGUAAUGUUUCCGGACCUAUGAGACAACAGGAGCAGCAAGUUGCACGUACAAUCAAUAACAUGCAGCAGCAGAUCCAGCAGCACCAGCGCCAGCUGGCCCAGGCCCUGCUUAUGAAGCAGCAGCCUCCCCCUCCACAUCUAUCUUUGCACCCCUCUGCAGGCAAAUCAGCCAUGGAUAGCUUUUCACCCCAUCCCCAGGCUCCCGGCCUACCUGACCUGCAGACCAAAGAGCAACAGUCUUCACCGAACACCUUUGCUCCUUACCCUCUUGCUGGACUGAAUCCGAACAUGAAUGUAAACAGCAUGGACAUUACUGGUGGUUUGUCAGUGAAGGAUACUUCUCAGUCUCAGUCUCGCCUUCCUCAGUGGACACACCCCAACUCAAUGGAUAAUCUAUCUAGUGCUGCUUCUUCACUUGACCAGAAUUCUAGCAAGCACGGUGCUAUUCCUGGAGGUCUAAGUAUUGGUCCUCCAGGAAAGUCCUCCAUUGAUGACUCUUAUGGACGGUACGAUCUGAUCCAAAACAGCGAUUCACCAGCCAGUCCACCUGUAGCUGUUCCUCACAGCUGGUCACGUGCCAAAACUGAUAGUGAUAAAAUCUCCAAUGGUUCCAGUAUUAACUGGCCACCAGAAUUUCAUCCUGGAGUGCCGUGGAAAGGACUGCAGAAUAUUGACCCUGAGAAUGACCCAGAUGUCACUCCUGGAAGUGUUCCGACUGGGCCUACCAUUAAUACCACCAUACAAGAUGUUAAUCGCUAUCUUCUCAAGAGUGGAGAUUCUGAAUACAUAGAAGGAACUGAGGGACAGUUAUGGCUGAGGAUCCCUUCCAUGCCUUCAGGUCUUGAAGGUUCAAUUCUGCAUGGAAGCAUUGUGCAACCCCAGCUGCUUUCGAGAGGGUUCCGACUCAAUGGCAAGAGAGCAUGGUCAUCCCCAACAUCAUCUCAGAAUGCCACGCUGCCUUCAUCGAGUGCCUGGCCGCUUAGUGCCUCCGGCUACAGUAGCUCUUUCAGCAGCAUUGCAUCCGCACCUAGCAUUGCAGGUAAAUUGUCAGACAUCAAGUCUACGUGGUCCUCUGGCCCAAUCUCUCACACACAAGCCUCUCUAUCCCAUGAACUAUGGAAGGUACCCAGAAACACUACUGCUCCUACGAGACCACCUCCAGGUUUAACAAACACCAAGCCAUCAUCUACCUGGGGUGCCAGCCCACUGGGUUGGACCAGCUCUUAUUCCUCUGGUUCUGCCUGGAGUACUGACAGCUCAGGAAGAACAAGCAGCUGGCUGGUUCUGCGUAACCUCACACCCCAGAUUGAUGGUUCUACACUGCGGACACUGUGUUUGCAACAUGGCCCUCUAAUUACAUUCCACCUGAACCUGACUCAAGGGAAUGCUGUGGUCCGCUACAGUUCCAAGGAAGAAGCAGCCAAGGCCCAGAAGUCUCUGCAUAUGUGUGUUUUGGGAAACACUACCAUCUUGGCUGAGUUUGCUGGUGAAGAAGAAGUAAACCGUUUCUUAGCACAAGGCCAGCCACUGCCACCCACCUCCAGUUGGCAGUCCAACACUGGAACCAAUCAGACUCGCAUGGGCUCCACGAGCAGCUCUCAUGGAUUGGUGCGGAAUGAUGCAGGCCACUGGAAUACUCCCUGCCUGGCUGGCAAAGGGAGCAGCGAUUUGCUCUGGGGUGGGGUCCCUCAGUACUCAAGCAGCCUUUGGGGGCCCCCCAGCACCGAUGAUGGCAGGGUUAUUGGCAGCCCAACACCUUUGAAUACUCUGCUCCCAGGUGAUCUUCUCAGUGGGGAGUCCAUCUAGGAAAGAGAGAAACAAAGUGGAAAUAACAAUCAUCAGCACUAAAGGAAAAAAUUGUAACCCUUUCCAGUCCAGGGCUUCACGAAGAAUCCAGCUUUAACAGAUCAGACUGGCAGCCCUUUUUAGUACCUCUGUCCAAUAUCGAAUAUGAAACUCUGCAGAAGUCCUUGUGAACUGUUAAUGAAACAGUAUGGGCUACAUUUGGUCAGUGUCACAUGCUAAUGACAGGUUUUAUUUUUUUCAUGGCUUUUUAUUUUAUGUCGUCUUUUUAUGUUUGUAUGGUGUUUUUAAAAACAAAGUAUAAAAGCUGCUUAGAAUAGGUCUAUCAUGAAGGGCACUUUUCAGAAUUUGGGCUGGAAAGGGUUAUUUUAUCAACUUUGGGGGGAGGGAGAAAAUGAAAGCCUAUUUUAAAUGAGCCUGUGACUAUUAUGCACAUUACCAGAGGCGGACCCAAUAAUCAGAAGAGUGGAGUGUGAUAUUCAUCUUUGGUACAGAAAAGUAAUGAAUCCGAAUGGUAACUAUUGACUGUACAGGUUGAAUUUGGAGGGUGGGGGUGGGGUAUCUGUGUCCACUGCUCCCAUGGAUCUGCCUAUGCACAUUACCCUUGUUUCAUUACUUUUUCAUGUCAUUUUUUAAAAUCCCCCAAAAAUAUAAAAAGUUAAAAAAAAAAAAACAUAUCAAACAUGCAAAUACUUGAAUCCAGCAGGCCAAUAACAAAAUGUGAACACUUUCUAAUUAUUACACUUCCAGGUUGGCAUCAAUACACACAAAACAGGCUCUAGGAAUUUUUUUUAAAGUUCAUACUAUGUGUUUGUGUUGGAACAGAUGUAUGUGUGUGAGUGAGCUUGUAUGUGUGUGCGUGUGUGCGCGCCCGUGUGUGAUUUAACAAAAGUGUGAUUUUUUUUUUCUCUUAUUCAGUAUAUAUGCUUUUUAUUUGCUCAUUGGUCAAACGUUUAAUUGUUAUUAGCUUCUAACUUUGCACUGAGUGUCCGCAGCCCUUCUUGUAGCUAAUCCUAUAUGUUAAAAAAAAAAAAAAAAAAAAAAAAAAUUGAUAGGAGGGGCCGGCGACAAUUCAUGUGUAAAUGUUUACUCAAGGACUCUUAUUGCGUUUUAAAAAUUACAGUGUGUAUCUCUGGAGAAUAAUAUGUAUAUCUACCUUUAGCGGCUUUUUAUUGUGGACUAAUGCAAGAAAAUUAUUACCGGAGUAUUGCACCAUUUUCCAUUCGGAAUAUAAAGUUUAAAAAAAAUACUCUUGUUGAACUGUGGCCAUAGAUAUUUGUAAAGAGUGGAUAGUUCCCCUGCAAGCAGGAACACAAACAAGCACUUGGACAUAGUUUUGACUGCUUUUGGAGGAGUCAGGAGUUUUGGCUCCCACCUGUUUACAGACCUUUUUUUUCUCCUUCAAACUUUAAAAUAAAAAAGGAAUUAAAAAAAAAAAGAAAGAAAGAAAAAAAAAAAAAAAAGACUUCCAUCGUAAAGAAACCUAUUUUCAGAAUGAAGAUAUGCUACUUCAGAGCUCUGGGAUUGAACAGUGUUGUUGUAUUAUCCUUUUCUUUGGCCAUUGCUGUGUACUAUUUUUUGUUGUUUUCCUCUUCUUCGUCAAAGUGGCGAAAACUUUGUGAUCACUAUCUUGCACAUGGUGGAAGAUGUCUCAGGAAAGCCGGGUUUCCCGAGGAGCAACUCCACACCAUUUCAUGUAUUUUUAAACCCAACUCCUAGCACUGAAGAUAUUAUUAAAAAAACAAAAUAAAAAAAAAUAAAAAGACAGAAGAAAAUACCUAAUCUAAUGUGUAGCAGUUACAUAUUUACCAAAUAAUGGACUCAAAAGAAAUAGAUGUUUGAAGAGUGCUUUAUAUAUUAAAAAAAUUGCUUUAUGUUUUAAAAAA
This is a messenger RNA of Trachemys scripta elegans, 9177 nucleotides long. It is a transcript of the gene TNRC6C, whose product is annotated as trinucleotide repeat containing adaptor 6C. The transcript is spliced from 24 exons. Bases 1346 to 7294 code for a protein of 1982 amino acids. The record is from RefSeq and is a predicted model, not a curated record. Gene Ontology annotation, cellular component: P-body; nucleoplasm. Gene Ontology annotation, molecular function: RNA binding; protein binding. NCBI's taxonomy places the organism in Eukaryota, Metazoa, Chordata, Testudines, Emydidae. Gene Ontology annotation, biological process: positive regulation of nuclear-transcribed mRNA poly(A) tail shortening; miRNA-mediated post-transcriptional gene silencing.